GCGUCACAUAUUGUUGCCUUUCCAUCUCCCCAUUUCCACAACCACUCCCUUUCUACCUGCCCCUCCUACCAUAAGGGAAAAAGGAAAGUAAAAAAAGAAAAGAAAGGAAAAGAAAAGAAGGAAGGAAAAAAACAAAGCAAAUUUCUGGGGCUACCCCAUCUCUUUGCGUAUUCCGUGGGUGAACAUGGUUUUCAAUGAACGUGGGGGAGUCAGCGUGAGUGCCGCUGGUGAGCAUUUGUUGCAUUCGAAUUCGCGCCAGGUUGGUUUUGCUGCUUCGGCCGCCAGUUCCACAGCUUCUCCGCAUUCUCGCCGACAACAGUCGAUAACCUCUCCACAAAACAACUCGGAUUCCACAUCAAAAGCGGGUUCGUCUCAGGAAAAGUCCGCCGACAAUACAGCAGUCAAUCUGGACCUUUAUACAGCGCAGUCUCUUGCUCGGAAGGAGCUUCUUACCGGCUCCUUCGAGCGCCUCGGCGGUGUCCACAAGAUACCCGAAGAGUCUCCGGAGGAUAUGCAAAAAAAGGAUCCCCUGGCAACUCAAGUAUGGAAAUUGUAUAGCAAGCAAAAGAACGUGCUCCCAAACGCGGAGCGUAUGGAAAAUUUGACCUGGAGAAUGAUGGCAAUGACAUUGCGAAAGGAACAGAUGCAAGCCCGGUAAGUUUUUGGCCGUCACGGAUUAUGUUUCACUGCAUUGCAUCAUUGAAUUCAAGUCUGAUGUGGUCAAAGCAGGGCGGCGAAAGACGCAUCAUACGGCAAAAUGGGGGGAAUAUCUGCCGCAGCUCGGCCAACAACAAAUAGCAAACCUCCUUCAUCCGCCAGUGCACAGCACAGCACCCUAUCAGAGUCCGACUCCAUGUUUAUGGAGGAUCUGACCUUUACCUCGCCUUCAUCUAUGGUUGGCUCCCCCGGAGGAGUAUCGAGUUGUGGCAUCGCACAUUCUCCAGGCAGUGACAACCUUCUCACUUCCUCUCAUGCUACAGCUUCUGCGAUCCCAAUAAAAGGAAGCCGUGAGAAGGAACUGAUGAUUAACGCCCACCUGCCACCAGCCUCGGCUCCCCAACGUCGCUUUGAUACUAACCGUGGAGAAUUUGACUAUGUUCAACGUAGGGUACGAAAAACCAGUGUGGAUGAACGUCGGGUAAGGGGGUUACCCUUUAAGAGUAUAUAAGGACACUGACUGACUGAACUUUUCUUCCCUCCCGUAGCCACCAAAGCGGCCCGCUGACUUCUCCCCACAUGUUCCUCCUGUCACCGGUAUAAUGAUCCCCAACGAUCCUGACCCGGAUACUGAGCUUGGGGAUUAUCGCCUGGACCAUGACGGCAACUCGUUCUCCCUUUCCCAAUCUCAGUCUCAUCCAUUCUCGCUCGACACCUCUGUCGAUUCCAAUGAGUACCUCACCUCUGCCGGGCCCUAUCAGAACAACUUUACCUUCUCUCCGGUGCACUCGCCACUUCUCACAAACGGCCCCUUCUCGACGAGUGUGUACAAUAGUACAGCGAUUGCAUCCUCUGUAACCUCGAAUGAUUUUUAUUCACCACCAGCUUCAGCCAAUCAUUCAGUUGUAUCCACCCCUCACCCCCUCACCGAAAGCCAUGGCAGCAAUUUCUUCGACCAAAUUAACCUGGAAAACCGGGCGCAAGGCCGGCCCAUACCUGGCUUCGGACAAAGCUCUCGUAGUAGCACUUUACCCAGCAGCCUUGCUUCCAGUGACUACUAUUAUCACGAUCCAGUUCUUAGUACCAACCCUUCGGCUCCACACUCAGGAUUCCCGUCACCUAGAGGGUAUGGUGGAUUUCAGCAUGUGAACCCAUCGCAAGUUUUGAGGGCGGAUUUCAGCCUCGCGAAGUCUCCCGGAUCCGCUGGGGCCAGAAAUGAAAAUAUCUUUUCUUUUGGAGCUGAUUCAGACUACGAGGACGAGGGUAAUGAAUUCGACCGGAUGCAAAUUCAGACAGAUUUAGGUUCCAUGGACGAUCACUCCAUGGAUAUGCACUCGGGUGUGCAGCUGUUCGGGGGAGAGUGGGGGCGAAGCGGCGCGCCAGGACAAAAUCCUCAGUAUGCCAAUGGGCGAUUCCCCGGGGGACAGAAGACCGUAAGGAUUGGAGGAACCGAGACUGCCCCUUCCCCCCAGGAGUGGAGCAUUAGCAGUGGGAAUCAUAGCCGGUCGCAUUCAAUCACUGCUUCGGUGAGCGACAUGCGGAACCGGGUGCAGGAUCCGAACGGAGCCCGAAGACAGAAGAUUGCUCGCACGAGUUCGACACCGAACGCCCCUCAAUUAGCAUUAUCAUCCAUGGGCCAAAGAGCCCAGUCAAGCCCGAAUACACCACCGGAAUCCGGGUUUAGUUCCACGGAACCGUCCCGACCCGCCACGCCGGAUGGCCAAAAAAAUGGAGCCGCAGGCGGUGCAAAUGCUUUGCCGACUACUUGCACAAAUUGCUUCACUCAGACUACGCCCUUGUGGAGGAGGAAUCCUGAAGGACACCCACUUUGUAAUGCGUGUGGGCUAUUCCUCAAGUUACACGGUGUUGUACGCCCGCUAUCCUUGAAGACGGAUGUUAUUAAAAAGCGCAAUCGCGGCAGUGGCAGCUCAUUACCUGUAGGGGGAAGUGCAUCAACCCGGUCUUCGAAAAAGACUGGACGAAAAAAUUCUCUAGUACAGACCCCAGUGACAACACCCAUUUCAACUCAAUCCAAGAGCCUUGCCGGGUCCGAAUCACCUCCAUCUGGGUUAUCCAAUGGCUCCAAUGUUAGCACUCCGACAAAUAUUCAAACGAUGGGCACCUCUGGGCAAGGCAGUAAGUCAAGCGUUAUACCGAUCGCAGCAGCGCCGCCUAAGAACAGUUUACAGAGUACAUCCUCACGGCCACUUGUUGCGGCGCCCAAGCGACAACGAAGGGAUUCUAAGGUUCACAACCAGUUUCAAGGUAAUGAAGAUGGUGAUGCAAUGGAUGAAUCACCUAAUGGAAGCAAAAAGAGAGACAAGUUGAUACCGCCGAGCCUGCAGUCCGCGUCCUCAAUUCUCCAGAACACCACCCAUCAUACCCCAAUAGCUCCUGCGGUCACUACCCCAACCACCAGUGGCUCAGGCACCCAUGAAUGGGAAUGGCUCACAAUGUCCCUUUAAUCUGGCGGUUUUAAUGACUGGUUUAUUUCUUAUAUCUUGUGCACGGGUGUUUUUCCAAUUUCCUUUGUGCGGCGUAGAGGACGCUUUUAGGUGGAGAGAUUUUUUUUCUUUCGGUUGGGUUUUCACUCCCUGAGUAAGCGAAUAACGGGGCUGGAUUCCGAUUUACUUUUGUACCACUGUAGUUAAUUGUGCUUGUUUGGAGUAGUUGGCUGGCUGGGGAUGUGUGUGUGUGUGCGUGUGUGUGUGGUCUUUCACGGGGGUUUUGAGUGUAUAUUUGUUUUCUUCCUCGUUACUUGGCCUUACUGGGUUGCUCCUCUUGAUUGGCUCAUCUGGAUUGUUCUCUCUUGGCAAUGGUGGUGGUUUCUAUAUAUUUCAUGAAGGCUCUAUUCCUUUGAUGUCUUUUUGUCUCAUCUGUUCUCCCCUUAAAUAGAACGGUGGUAUUUUGGGGGGAUUUUUCUCGGGAGGGAAGGAGAUGCGCUGUUUCCCGUCCUCUUCUCGCAUAUAGGUUAACUUGUACUCGCUACUUGUAGUAUUGCUCGAGGGAAUGCCAUGAUUUUAUGAAUA
Tuber aestivum (summer truffle) is the source of this 3686-nucleotide messenger RNA. The record is from the annotation of a GenBank genome assembly. NCBI's taxonomy places the organism in Eukaryota, Fungi, Ascomycota, Pezizomycetes, Pezizales, Tuberaceae.